Molecule: messenger RNA, 1886 nt
Organism: Electrophorus electricus (electric eel)
Lineage: Eukaryota; Metazoa; Chordata; Actinopteri; Gymnotiformes; Gymnotidae
Gene: camk2n2b
Product: calcium/calmodulin dependent protein kinase II inhibitor 2b
Biological process (GO): negative regulation of protein kinase activity
Molecular function (GO): calcium-dependent protein kinase inhibitor activity; protein kinase binding
Source: RefSeq, a predicted model, not a curated record
CUCCCUGCAUUUUUCACAAGAACUCUGCAGGCACGCAGGCACGCACAACAAGCCGAAUCUCGAGGUUACAAUUACAGUCCGUUCCGCCAGGACCACUGCGUUAGUGUUGAGUCUCUAACGAAACAUUGUUUUUGCGCACUACUUGGAGUUUACACAAAACAACUCGAAAGAAGCGAAAGUCGUCGCGGGAUCGUUCCAGAAACUGUCUGGUUUACAUUUCUUACUUUCUUAGUUUUAGUUCCACACUCUAAUCGCAAUGUCUGAGGUUCUGCCAUACAGCGAGGGGAAAAUGAACGGCUACGGGGCAGACAAUGAAGUCAGCCAGAUAUCAUUCAGUUGUCGGUUGCAAGACACAAAUUCAUUCUUUGGAGCAUCGCAAUCAAAAAGGCCCCCGAAACUCGGGCAGAUUGGCAGGGCGAAGCACGUGGUUAUUGAAGACGACCGAAUAGACGAAGUCCUCAAAGGGAUGACGGACAAGUCGUCCUCGGGCGUUUAAACGUUAACGAUGCCUCGUAAAUGUUUUCUUUUAAUCACCGGUUUGAAGCACUUGUCGACUGUGCAUGUGAGCAGUGAGGAGUAACGAAGAUGAUUCGGAGUUUCGAAGCGAGAAAGAUGCUGAACGGAGACUCAGGAAGCAAGAACAGUGGGCACAGGGUUUAAAAGAGAUCUGUUUUUGAAGCUGCUGGUAAUAUUCCAAGCGAAAUAUUUUCAAAACUUCCGCUGUGCAGAAAGUUACCCACUUUUUUAUCUGCGCAGGUCGUCUUCAUUCAUCCCGGUUGACUAGGCUGGGUCUGGCAUUUCACUAUGCUGUGUGUCAUCUGAAGCCCAAUCUGACCGGUUUCUGUAGCUAAACCGUACAGUUCACAGCCGUUUCUCCCUUUGCGCACGAUCGCCGCGCGCCGAAAAGAAGGGGAGCUGUCCGUUUCAGCACCCGAGGCUGCGCCGUUUCUGCUCGCGCUUUUUUUUUUUUUCUUCCUUCCUUAAAUCCAGGCAAAUAAGCUACGUUCAUCUCUUGCAUGGAAAAGGCCUGGUUCGUGUAAACAUCAGAAGAUAAGAUGUCAUUGCGUUCACUUGCGCAACCAUUUCAUCCACGAUUCUGGACUGGCAAAAUACACAUUACCCCCAAACGAACGAGAGCAGCAGGUUGAAAUCCAAUGAAAGUAAAGAAAACGCGUUUUGCAGCCAACGCCAGCAAGGUUGGUCGGAAGAAACGUGGAAUAAUAGUAAUAAUCACGAUGAAAAGGACAAGGAGGAUAUUUCGUUGUUUAUUUUGGUUCACUUUUUUAAAUGAAUAUCUUACGUUUGGCGUCGUGUAUAUAAGUAAUAUCUCUUGGUCUCUUUGCAUGAACUUUUCGCUCUUAGUGCCAAUGCGGGUGUUUCCACCCUCUUAAAACCCAGGCACGCUUCUUUUUACCGAAGUUCAUAUUUGUAUUUUUAUAACUGAACAUUUGUUACUUGAAACGAUAUGCUAGAAUAACGUUUAAUGAUUCAUCCACAGACAGGGUAUGUGUCCGUUCAGAGGCAUAAAAAGGAAAAGUGAAUGUUUUUGUGGGGUUCUGCAUAGAUCAGCAUAUUACCCUGCUAUUGCAUUGUAUGACACUACACAGUUACAUAUUCCCAGUGGCCUACGGGCUCGUUAAAAAACCCUUAAUUAACACAGUGGUAUGUUUGACGUUUUUGGAGGUGGGGAAGGUGUAUUUAUUUAUUUAUUGUAUUAUUCUUUUGAAAAGGUCUAUAUAUGGUUUAUUGUGCAUGAAACCUUAAUGUUUUCCAAAUGAAUAAACAUUCUAUGGCGCAAAAUUACGUUCAUAGGAAUGACCCAUUGUGUACUAUAAUGCCAUUUCACUGUACUUGGUGAAUUAAUAAAUGGGGAUGGAAGCUGUCAA